UAUUUACUGAUCAUUCAACCCCCCCAGGACUAGGGGAACCACAGUAAGCCAUCUUUUUUUUUUGGGGGGGGGGUUAUGGUUCAGCCGAUUUAGUAUGCCCCACCCCUUAGUCACCGGUUCAAAUCCCCGGGUCAGCGGAGUGAUUUUACCACUAGGCCAUUGAGCGAAGCCCCUAGACCCCCGAUUGUUACAGGGACCCUGUUUCUCCAUUGUUUUUCACUUUGGGUAAAAGCUUCUGCUAAGUAAAUCUGUUGGAGAACAGAUGUAAAUUUUAGACUAACAACGGGAAAUCUAGAUGGCUGUAUUUCUUCUAAAAAGCACGUAUGAGCUGCAGGGGUCAGAAGGUGUGCCUGUACGUUCUGGCAAUUAGAUUACCAUUGAUACAAACAAAACCGGCGUUAGCUGUUGCCAGUCUCUGUGAAUACUGGUACUAUUAAUAACUUACUUAAUAGCUUUUAGCACCGAUGACCCAACAUUAAUUUAAACAAAGCAAGAGGACAAUGAGACUUCAUUAGCUAACAGCCUCCUCGUUAGCCAUCUCGAACGUAAGGCGCGUGCUAAUGAGAUGCGAAUUAAUGGCGCGACGAGUGGGAGCUGGCGUCUGAUGGGUCGAUUAUCAAUUCUCCUGUAGGGUUAUGGUGAUGUCAUCUGCUCGUGCUCACCUCUGCGUGGCCAAAUGGACCCACUAGGCACAGCGAUACUCCAUCACCAUCCACGACCAGAGGUGGGUAGUUCAGGUCCAGAGAGUAAAAGUCCAGACCAAGAUUUUGUUCCAAGCAACCAGUUGCAUACUCUGUGACUUUUUAUACUCGACUAGUUAGUUGAAACUAAAUCUUGGUCUAGAUUUUUACUCUCUAGACCUGAACCACCCACCUCUAUCCAAGGCGACAGCGGGUCGCACGGGUUACGCGGAAAAGGUAGUUAAUGCUUAAUUUAAAAAAAAAAACAUAAGUCUCUUUUCCCCAGAACGUCCUCUUCAGUUACCGUGUCAGAUCUCCCACGGUUUUUCUGUGCAGUUCAACCCGAUACCCUUGUUCUUAACUGUGUUCCCAUUAAACAGCGCAGCCGAUAAUUAAUCUGCCGACAUAAUGUGAUCCUUUCUCACUGGAGUCGACGGCUAAUUAUCAUGGAGCCGCACUUUCCCUGGCUCGUAAGCAGGAAUACGAGUGGCGCCCGUUCACUGCUUCCAGCGCCGUUUGAAAACUGCCAGCAAAUACAACGUAGACAUCCGUCUGGACGUUGGCCAUUUGGCCACCAGUGGCAACAAAUAAUUUUGGGCAGCAGCUUCCCAGCGGGAUCCCGUCAACGCAGAACACGAAAGAAAGUGCUGAUCUGGCGUAAUCUAGCAUUAAAAGAAGCGGGUCGUGCAGGUCGGUCCAGCCCAGAGCAGGAGAGAUCAGUGGGCGGGAAAGAGACCCACCGGAGGACCACCAGCCCAGACCGCCUCGGAAACUCAUCCCCAGUGCCCCCGAUGACCCAACCCCCUAGAGGCAGAGGGCAAAAGGGGGUGGAUAUACAUAUAUAUAUGAACUUUGUCUGGCUGAGUGUCCUGCUUUUACUUCUUCAGUCUCCAAAAUCCACCAGUCAGCGUUCGCACAGUUACUGGAUCCUCAAGCCCAAUGUGCUAGUGGUUGAUAUCAACCUGAACAUCAGUGCACAGACUCUGAUCGAGUUAAAGUGCGGGGACGCCUUUGAGGGCCAGCAGAUUCUCUGGAGGAACGAGGGUAGGGAGACGAGUCAGCGUGGGAACCGAGUGCAGGUCGUCUCUGAGGAGAUGAUGGGAGGGAACUACACGUGCCACGACCAAGCCGGGCGGCUCCUCAACUACACGCUGGUGCUGGUGCGGGCAGAGGGCUCCCGGCAGCAGAGGAAGAUCCUGGAUGGCGUGGCGACGCCGUGGGCCGGGAGCAAGAAUGUCGCAGAUGACAGAGACUACAUUCAGUGCACAUCGAAAAACUACAGUGGAGCUUUUCACUGCUGGUGGAGGUGGAGCGCGAGGCGGAGAGGAUCCGUGGUCUCGGUCAGCGCCGUACGGUCUUCAAGUGUAAGUGACAUCUUAUGCUCUCUGGACAGUGACCAGUCUGGGGUCACGUGUCUGGAUCGCUUACAUUGUCCAUAUGCAGAGGAGGCGAAUUACAUCACCCUCACUGUGUACGUCAGAUACUGGUACCGCGUGGAAAAAUACUUCAGGCAGUUCUACAUCACUGAAAUAGUGAAGCCCGAUAAGAUCGCGGUUGAGAAGACCAAUGAGAGCACCGUUAACUGGACCUACCCCAUGACAUGGAGUCUCCCCAGGUCGUAUUUCCCCCUCACGUUUCAAGUUAAAGUGGUUCCGCAGAAGAAGCACUGUAACUAUGAAGCAGGGCCAGGCGAAGUGCAGGUGAACCUUACAGAGGAACAAGGUUUCCCAGUUAAUUACAGAAGGAAAAAAAUCACUUUCUGUGUCAGAGCCCAAGACACGUUUACAAAAUCUAGCUGGAGUGACUGGAGCAAGACCGAGAUAAAAAAAGCCAACAUGAAGACUGCAAGGAGGGAGCGACUGAAGAAACAGAGGCAUAAGCAAUUAUGACAAAGCUGACUUGGUUCCACCAUGGUGUCAAGAAACAAUGGAGCAAUUCAAUAUUUAAGCAAUAUAUAUUUUAUUUUAUUGUAUGCUACUAGAGGUAACAAAGGAUUUCCAUGUGGUAAUUUAAUAUUUAUAAACAUGUUGGUAUGAUGUUUGUGAAAUGAAGUCAUUGAAUUGCUGUGUAUUGUGUGGAUUAGUAAAAAUUCUGCAUGUCGUCUUGCUCUGUCCGAAAUUAGCUUGAAUA
Molecule: messenger RNA, 2810 nt
Organism: Paramormyrops kingsleyae
Lineage: Eukaryota; Metazoa; Chordata; Actinopteri; Osteoglossiformes; Mormyridae
Product: interleukin-12 subunit beta-like
Molecular function (GO): protein binding
Source: RefSeq, a predicted model, not a curated record